Messenger RNA from Rhodamnia argentea, 910 nucleotides. RefSeq lists its product as uncharacterized. The coding region runs from base 82 to 672 and encodes 196 amino acids. Gene Ontology annotation, molecular function: protein binding. The transcript has 2 exons. NCBI's taxonomy places the organism in Eukaryota, Viridiplantae, Streptophyta, Magnoliopsida, Myrtales, Myrtaceae. The record is from RefSeq and is a predicted model, not a curated record.
CUGCGCUUGUUUGGGGGUUAUAAAUCCCCUAAUUAUACGCUUAGCGAAUCUCUUUCACCACCAAUCUCUGGAUUGGAGGCGAUGAUGAGAGCUCCAAACAUGGCCGCGAUCACUGCUUCCCUCGAGCAAUCCCUACAAAACUGCUCCCUCAAUCGCCACCGUGACGGCGUCGCCGCCUCCUCCGCCGACGGCAUCGGCCGCUCGUCUAGUUCCGACGAUCUCACACCGUCGACCCACAAUCACCGCCACGAUGAGGCCGCCCUCGAACUCAACUCCCACAUAUCCCUCCCUUACCAUUGGGAACAAUGCCUCGAUCUAAAGACGGGAGAGCUAUACUACAUUAACUGGAGAAAUGGGACAAAAGCGAAAGAAGACCCGAGGCUAAAGCUGGACGUCGGCCAAGACGAUGAGGACGACGGGGGCUUCUAUUCGACGGACGAGAGCUCCUACGACAGCGAGGGAUCGUCGUCGGAGUUGUCGCCUUCCACAUCAAGGACGGCGGGGGCGGGGGAUCAGCAACGGCGGGUCGAGAAGGACCCCGUCCUGGUCGUCGCGGGCUGCAAGAUCUGCCUAAUGUACUUCAUGGUGCCGAAGCGAGUGGAGGAUUGCCCCAAGUGCAGCGGCCAGCUUCUUCACUUCGACCGGUCCGACAGCGUCUCGGGCUCCCCAUGAUUUGUUCUCUCAUCUCUGUCAUCAUCUGUUUUCUCUUGGCAUAUUUGGUGAUUCUUCGUCCAUCUCUUGCCUCCUUCGUUCCUACGUUUCUUCAUCUCCUGAUUUUCCCCCUUUUGCUCCAUCCCUCACAAACCCUCUGGUCCGAAAGAGGUUUUGGUGCGGAUUGAUGAAAAGAGAGACGGGUGUUGCAAAGUUUCAUUACUCGACUAUUUCUUGCGGUUCCGGUUCCGUUCUCGUU